GGAUAGGUAAAAUGGCCCCUAAUGCAGCGGAACCUCUAGCAAAACCUGCACCAACCAGCUCAACCGGCAUCAAUGCCAUCCUACUUGGACCGCCCGGAUCCGGCAAAGGAACACAGGCGCCGCUGUUAAAAGAGAAAUAUUGCGUAUGUCACCUAUCUACGGGAGAUAUGCUGAGAGCGGAGAUAGCCGCCGGUUCGAAGCUUGGCGCACAGCUGAAAAAGGUGAUGGAUGAGGGCAAGCUGGUGUCGGACGAGCUGGUGGUGGACAUGAUCGAUUCCAACCUUGACAAACCCGAAUGCCGUAACGGAUUUCUGCUGGACGGGUUCCCCCGCACGGUGGUGCAGGCCGAAAAGCUCGACAGUUUGCUGGAAAAGCGUAAAACCGGGCUCGAUGCGGUGAUCGAGUUCGGUAUCGACGACAGUUUGCUGGUGCGCCGUAUUACCGGCCGCUUGAUCCAUCAGGCGAGUGGUCGAUCGUAUCACGAAGAGUUUGCCCCACCGAAGGUUCCGAUGAAGGACGACGUGACCGGCGAACCAUUAAUGCGCCGUAGCGAUGAUAAUGCAGAUGCGUUAGUGAAGCGGCUGGAAUCGUACCAUAGGCAGACGAAACCGUUGGCAGAUUAUUACGCGCUACGCGGGUUGCAUUUCCGGGUGGAUGCGGCCAAAAGUGCGUCGGACGUGUUUGCCAACAUUGACGGGAUCUUUACGAAACAGCGUGCCCAGCGGUUGGGUCUAUAAAUUUGGAAAAACUCCAUCCAAAGCUCCC
Anopheles maculipalpis is the source of this 765-nucleotide messenger RNA. RefSeq names its product adenylate kinase (gene Ak2). Gene Ontology annotation, cellular component: cytoplasm; mitochondrion. The record is from RefSeq and is a predicted model, not a curated record. Lineage: Eukaryota; Metazoa; Arthropoda; Insecta; Diptera; Culicidae. Gene Ontology annotation, biological process: ADP biosynthetic process. Gene Ontology annotation, molecular function: ATP binding; AMP kinase activity. The transcript has 2 exons. Bases 12 to 737 code for a protein of 241 amino acids.